Messenger RNA from Aspergillus costaricaensis CBS 115574, 3632 nucleotides. Its product is annotated as putative cytoskeleton assembly control protein Sla2. Lineage: Eukaryota; Fungi; Ascomycota; Eurotiomycetes; Eurotiales; Aspergillaceae. The transcript is spliced from 12 exons. The record is from RefSeq and is a predicted model, not a curated record. Gene Ontology annotation, molecular function: clathrin light chain binding; phosphatidylinositol-3,5-bisphosphate binding; clathrin-cargo adaptor activity. Gene Ontology annotation, biological process: actin filament organization; clathrin coat assembly; endocytosis. Bases 286 to 3417 code for a protein of 1043 amino acids. Gene Ontology annotation, cellular component: actin cortical patch; clathrin-coated vesicle.
CCUCACUCACACUCUCCCUCUAGUUCUCUUGCUCUCUUUUUUUUUCUCUGCUGUGACGGACCCUGCUGGACGAUCGCGUGGGUGGCCAUUGCUCUCUUCAAUCCUUGCCCUGACCACUUAUCGCACUUCUCCCUCCUCCCCUCUCCUUUCUUGAGGAUAGCGCAUUCCCCGUGCAACUAACUGGCUGAUUGCGCUGUCCGCAUUACGGGCCCACCGGCUCCCGCCGCAUCUCUCCGUCUUCUGUUCCCCUGAUCUAAGCCCAUCCAGAGCUUCGCAACCAUCACCAUGAGUCGCACGGAGACUGAUUUGGCGAUUAACAUUCGCAAAGCCACGAGCAUCGAGGAAACCGCCCCGAAACGGAAACAUGUUCGGAGCUGCAUCGUGUACACAUGGGAUCAUAAAUCAUCCAGCGCCUUCUGGGCUGGCAUGAAAGUCCAGCCUGUCCUCGCCGACGAAGUGCAGACGUUCAAGGCGCUCAUCACGAUACAUAAGGUGCUACAAGAAGGUCACCCGAUCGUUGUCCGUGAAGCACAGCAGCAUGUCAAUUGGAUCGAUAGUCUAAUGCGCGGUGUUGGUGGAGAUGGUAUCCGAGGAUACGGCCCCCUCAUUCGUGAAUACGUCUUCUACCUUGAGUCAAAGCUGGCGUUUCACCGGAACCAUCCCGAAUUCAACGGCCUGUUCGAAUAUGAAGAGUACAUCAGCUUGAAGACAACCAAUGACCCCAAUGAAGGGUAUGAGGCAAUUACAGAUCUCAUGACACUGCAAGAUCAGAUCGAUGCCUUCCAGAAGUUGAUCUUCUCUCAUUUCCAAUCCGGCACCAACAACGAAUGUCGCAUCUCCGCCCUGGUCCCUCUGGUGCAGGAGAGUUACGGCAUCUACAAGUUCAUCACCAGCAUGCUGAGGGCUAUGCACACGACGACGGGUGAUACGGAAGCGCUUGAACCUCUCCGCGGUCGAUAUGACGCCCAGCACUAUCGCCUCGUCCGCUUCUACUACGAAUGUUCGAACCUGCGGUAUCUCACUAGCCUGAUUACUGUCCCCAAGCUUCCACAGGACCCUCCCAACUUGCUGUCGGAAGACGAUGAACGUCCAGCUCUGCCGAAGCGACCGGUCAAGGAACCCGAGCCCCAGCCGUCUCCCCCGCCCAAGAUGACUGCAGCAGAGCCGGAGCCUAUCAGUGAUUUCUGGACUACCGAAGCCAAGCGUCAGCAAGAAGAAUAUGAAGCCGAGCAACGCCGCUUGCAGCAGCAAUGGGAGGAUCAGCAGCGGCAACAACUUCUCGCGCAGCAGCAGGCUCAGCGCGACUUCGAGGAACAACAGCGCCUCCAGGCUGAGCAGCAGCGCCUAGCUCAGGAACAGCUUUUGCGCGAUCAGUACCAGACACAGACCCAAGGUCGCUUGGCCGAGCUUGAGCAGGAGAACCUGAAUGCCCGCGCCCAGUACGAGCGUGACCAGUUGAUGCUGCAACAGUACGACCGUCGAGUCAAGGAUCUGGAGGAACAAAUGAACCACUUGAACUCCAAUCUCAACCUGCAGAAUGCGUCGAAGGACGAGCAGAUUCGGUCGCUGCAGGAGCAGGUUAACACGUGGCGGUCCAAGUACGAAGCCUUGGCCAAGCUUUACUCUCAACUCCGCCAGGAGCACCUCGACCUGUUGCAGACGACGAAGAGCCUUAAGCUGAAGGCAGCAUCGGCACAGGAGGCUAUUGAGCGCCGUGAGAAGCUUGAGCGUGAGCUCAAGACCAAGAACCUGGAGCUGGCCGACAUGAUCCGCGAGCGGGACCGCGCGCUGCACGACAGAGACCGUCUGACCGGCAACAACAAAGAAGAGCUGGAGAAGGUCAAACGGGAGCUGCGCUUUGCCCUCGAGCGAGCUGAGAAUGCGGAACGCUCCAAGGGCACGGAGAUCUCGACACUGUUGUCGAAAUACAACAGGGAAAUGGCGGACUUGGAGGAGGCUCUCCGGAACAAGUCUCGUGCCUUGGAGGAAGUCUCCAACAAGACCUCGGAGCGUGCAGGCGACCACGACCUUGCCCUGCGCGAAAAGGACGAGGAAAUCGAAGUGUACAAGUCGGGAAUGGAGCAGGCUUUGAUGGAGUUGGAGGAGCUGAAAUUGAGCCAAGGUGAUGUCGACAACGCGCUGGACUCGCAGAUUGACACUGUUCUGCACGGCACUGUCUCUAAGAUCAACGAUAUCAUCGAUUCGGUUCUCCAGACGGGUGUCCAGCGUGUGGAUGAUGCUCUGUAUGAGCUUGACUCCUCCAUGCAGGCUGGUAACCAGAACGCCUCUCCGCCGUAUGUGCUUUCGCAGAUCGAGAAGGCUUCGGCCUCGGCCACCGAAUUCUCUACGGCCUUCAACAACUUCAUUGCGGACGGGCCCAACAGCACGCAUGCGGAAAUUAUCCGGACUGUAUCCAUCUUCGCUGGCUCAGUGGCCGACGUGCUGAGCAACACCAAGGGAUUGACGCGUUUCGCCAACGACGACAAGAGCGCAGAUCAGCUGGUCAACGCAGCCCGCAAAUCCGCUCAGGCGACAGUGCGAUUCUUCCGAGGCUUGCAGUCUUUCCGUCUUGAGGGAUUAGAGGCGCUGCAAAAGACUGAUGUUGUGAUCAACAACAACCUCGAAGUGCAGAGGGACUUGCAGACCCUCUCGAAGCUGGUUGAUGCAUUCGCGCCGAAGAGUGCCAAGAUUGCCACCAAUGGCGAUCUGGGUGACUUGGUUGACCAAGAACUUACCAGGGCGGCUGAUGCUAUCGAUGCUGCAGCCCAGCGACUGGCCAAGCUCAAGAACAAGCCUCGUGAUGGUUUCAGCACCUAUGAGCUUCGGAUCAACGAUGUCAUUCUGGCGGCUGCUAUUGCAGUGACCAACGCCAUCGCCGAACUCAUCAAGGCGGCCACCGCGUCGCAGCAAGAGAUUGUCCGGGAGGGUCGUGGUAGCUCUUCGCGGACGGCUUUCUACAAGAAGAACAACCGCUGGACCGAGGGUCUGAUUUCAGCAGCCAAGGCAGUCGCCAGCUCGACCAACACCUUGAUUGAGACCGCCGAUGGUGUCAUUUCGGGUCGCAACUCUCCUGAGCAAUUGAUUGUCGCUUCCAACGAUGUGGCGGCCAGUACGGCACAGCUGGUGGCAGCCAGUCGUGUCAAGGCUACCUUCAUGAGCAAGUCGCAGGAUCGUCUCGAGACUGCUAGCAAGGCUGUUGGUGCGGCCUGCCGGGCCUUGGUGCGCCAGGUGCAGGAUAUCAUCAAGGAGAAGAACCAGGACGAUUCCGAAGCGGUGGAUUACUCGAAGCUCAGCUCCCACGAGUUCAAGGUGCGGGAGAUGGAGCAACAGGUCGAGAUCCUCCAACUGGAGAACAACCUCUCUCGGGCUCGUCAACGCCUGGGAGAGAUGCGGAAGAUUUCUUACCAAGAGGACUAAGUGGCUGCCAGCAUGUUUGUCAUGGUUUAGUGGGUGGAAGCAGACUGGGAGGUCUAAGUCUCCUGGCUUUGCUGCAAUUCUAUUCGGGUUGUGUUUUCUGUGACAUUGCUUGUUUGUUGGAUAUACCAAGAGUAGCAGCCAUGCGUGUGUUUGGGCGAUCAUGCUCCGAGCCAUCGUUGUACUGUAUAUAAUCAGAUCGAAAGGAUUCCUCCGUU